AUGCUGGAUGUUGCCCUCGGGUCAUCAAGAGCUGGAGCUGUCGACUUUGAGCAGCUGUACAACCUCCUGAAUGGGAUGCUUUUGCACCUGGGCCUGCGGGAUCUGCCUGUCCAGGAGAACGGGGAACCACUGGAGGGGGCCGAGGGAAGCCCUUUCUCUGCUGCUUUCCUUGAGGAGUUGAUGCGGAAAGUGGAAGCCAAUGAAAAAGAACUCGCUGAGGUCCGGGCUCGUUGCCAGCAGCUCAAUGAGGAGGUCACUGAGAUGAAGGUGGAGCAGUCCCGCAUGACAGAGGACAUGCAGAGGAUGAAGGAGAAUUUUGGCGCGGACUCGCUGGAUGACCUCCGUAACCAGCUGCUGGAAAGUGUCAUGUCUGCCGUGAGGGACAUGUUGAUGGGCGACCAAGACUCCCCAGAUCAGCCUAGGUCCAGGCAGAUAAACCCGUUGGAUGACGACGAGCUGAUUGUCAUCGGCAAUGAAAUUACCCUCGUGGAAAGGACACCCGUACCAAGGCCCGUCAGCCCCCUGCCCCCCAAGGCCGAAACAGAGGACAGAGAGAAGGAUUCCCUGGAGGCAACUACGAGCAGCCACCCAGUCUCCUUCGGGGCAGAUGACGUGGGACAGAUCAAGGAUGAAGAAAUCAAGAUAAGUAUCUCUGAGGCAGAGGCUCUUCCCAGCCACCUGGAUGUUCCCCCUGAGAUGACCGAUGUGGGAGAGAUCAAGGAUGAAGAGAUCGAGAUGAGCAUCUCCAAGAAAAAGAGUUCGGAUGACAGACUCACCGCCUCGAGAAUGCAUCCAGGAGCCCCUGGCACCCACCCCCCAGUCCAGCGGGUGCAGUCAUUACGAGGCACCCCAGGAACCCAGACCCCCGGCAUCCCAGGGGAGAGUGUGGCUGGGACCAGCAGGAUGGUCCUAAAGGUGCCCUCUUCCAAGUAUUCACCUUGUGAGCCGCUUGUGCGCUUACGCUCUGAGAUCCCAUCCACGCCACCGCUAUCCCCCGGCCUCUCCGGGCGCCUGUGCCAUGCUCACAAGCAGUACCAAACACAGGAGCAAAGGGAGCAGGCAGCCGAGGGGUAUUCCCGCAGAUCACCGAUGUACUGUGGGGGUAAACACACCAGCACCUACCCCGUGCAGCCCAUGGAGCCCCUGCUUCCAGACCCCAACAAGCCCGGCGUGAUUGAACUGGUGGGCAAGGAUGGACUCGUGUACCGGGGCCGGGAUGCCUAG
Pseudopodoces humilis (Tibetan ground-tit) is the source of this 1224-nucleotide messenger RNA. The record is from RefSeq and is a predicted model, not a curated record. NCBI's taxonomy places the organism in Eukaryota, Metazoa, Chordata, Aves, Passeriformes, Paridae.